CUUUGAUCUCUGGAAUGCAGGUCUUGAUUUUGGCGAUCGACAAAAGACAUGAAUUCAUUUACACAUGUUCCUCCUGGUUUUAGAUUCCACCCCACGGAUGAAGAAUUAGUUGAUUAUUACCUCAGGAAAAAGAUUGCUUCUAAAAGAAUUGACCUUGAUGUCAUUAAGGAAAUUGACCUUUAUAAAAUCGAGCCAUGGGAUCUUCAAGAACUGUGCAAAAUUAUAGGAAGUGAGGAGCAGAAUGAAUGGUACUUCUUUAGUCAUAAAGACAAGAAGUAUCCAACUGGAACUCGAACAAAUAGAGCUACAAAAGCAGGAUUUUGGAAAGCUACUGGAAGAGAUAAGGCUAUUUAUCGUAAGCACCUUUUGAUUGGAAUGAGAAAGACUUUGGUAUUUUACAAAGGUCGAGCACCAAAUGGACAAAAAUCGGAUUGGAUAAUGCAUGAGUACAGACUUGAAACCAAUGAGAAUGGGAAUACUCCUCAGGAAGAAGGAUGGGCAGUGUGUCGAGUAUUCAAGAAAAAAUUAGCUACAACAAUAAGGGGAGAAGGACAUCAUCAACACGAGUCACUAUGUUGGUAUAACGAUGACCAAUUAGUGUCUAAUUUCAUGCCUGAUUUCGACUCUCCACGCCGUAAUUUUCCAAAUCCAUAUAAUCCUCCAGUAUACCAACAUCCAAAUCCUCAUUAUUCCAGCAAUAUUAUGCAGCAGCCACAUAAUGAUGCAUUUCUCCAACUCCCUCAACUAGAGUCUCCAAAAAUCCCUCAAUCCUAUGGAAACAAUAUUAUCAACCAAAUUAUAGCACAGCCCAACUCCUCAAUUUACAAUAACAAUUAUGAUCAAGCAGUGGAUCAAGUGACCGAUUGGCGAGUACUCGAUAAAUUUGUUGCAUCUCAACUUAGUCAACAAGAUGGUUGCAGCAACAUGGACAAUGCUGCUUGCUCCAGUUCCCCAGCUUCUGAACAAAUGAACCUGAUUCAUCAAAAUGAUACUAAGGGAACAGAAAUGGCUUCAUCAGAUAUUGGCUCAUUAUCUGCUUCGAGUUCACAAGUUGAUCUAUGGAAGUAAUGCUAUAUAUAUAUAUAUAUAUAUGGUAAUCAUGAAAAUAUACGAUGAUCGGAUUUGAUAUACUUUGCGCUGAUCAGUUUGUAAAUAAUAAAACUCAAAUGAUGAUGUAUUAUUGGUCUAAAAAUCUGUACUGAUCUAUAAGACUUAUUUAAUGGGGAAAAAAACUAUAGAGAACCUCUAAUACGCAUAUAUAUAUAUAUAUUUGGAUUUCCAAUAGUGCAGCUCUCACAUUGUUGAGUUCUGCUUUUCUUUAAAAACAAGUUAGAAUAUUUCCCAAUUUGUGCAUGUCAUAUAAUUUUCUUUGUAUUUUUCCAAUUUAUCGGAUGUCCCUGAAAGAUCACAUUGUUCUACUUGUGAUAUCACCCGGUCUUGAGCGGUAUAAAGAAACAUUAGGGUGAUACUAUUUUCCGCCAUUAUUUCAACAAUUUGGAUGAAUAUUUCCAGCAGAUGUAAAACUUGGGGUUGUAAUAUCAUUUAAUGUAAUAUUCUUUGAUUUUCAUAAUUUUUCGUAACCUGAUGGUUGAAAUUUAUUAAACUGAAUGCAAAUUAAACAAACAAAAAAGCCUUCCGACUAAGCCUAUAGUUUAUGGGUUCAACUGAAUCCAACAUUUUGUGUGUUUGUGUGUGUAAAUUAUCACUGAAUUUCAACAAAUUUUAAGUUUUUGAGGCAUAGUUUCAAAAUGUAAUGGAUUCACUAGUAAGAACCGAUUGGAUUUAAAUCUUGAUUUCGCCUAUGACCUCAGCUCUCAUUAUUUCAUCGAAUUUCUAGAUCCUAACUUGAAAUAUCUAACAAUUCAAAAGUGUCCAUCGGGGACAUCCCAUAAACUUGGAAGAAUGCAAUACUAUUGUUAGUGUCAACUAAAGAGAAGCAUUUAAUUUGACAGCUUUUUUAUUUAUUUAGUGAUUAAUGGAAUCGUCCGUCGUGUAUAAGAUAACAAUGUAUGUGUCUGGGCUUUUGUGUGGUACUAUUCGCAAACAUAGAUUAUAGGAAGUCUAUUAGAUAAAAUUGGUGUUCCCCUAUGGCACUAUCUAGAAUGUAUUGUAACGUUGGCGUGAGAAAGUUCCCAGUGAAAAAAAAAAAAAAAAAAGAAAGUGAAAAGUUCCUAGCCACCGAAGAAGUCUCAUAGCAAAUUUAAAGUAGCAUUGUGCUAGUCAAAUAUGAUUUUCUUCCAUUCCCAGUUCUAUUUUAUAUGAUACACUAUUCAUUUUAUUACGUUCCCAAAAUAAUGAUGCACUUCUAAAUUUUGAAACAAUUGUCUUUACAUUUUUUUUUUCUUUUACUCUUAAUGAGAAGCUAUUAUAACCACACACAAAUGGCAUAGCAUGUUAAGACCACAAAUUUCAAAAAUUUUAUAGCCACAUAAUUUAAUAUUAUGAAAUAUUUAAGACCACACAUUUCAAAAGUUUUUAUUUUUUCUUAAACUCUAUAUAGACUUAAACCUUAAAUUGAAACGAAGGGAGCAAUAAACCAAAUAAAUUAUCAAUGUAAAGGGAUGUAAAUGUAAGGUCAUGAAUUAUGCAAAGAAUAGCCUUCUCAUGGAAGUUAGUAGCUAAAUGCAUGGUUAAUUCCACUUUAAUAAGAAGCAAAGCUGCUUAUACUUCCAAAUUACGACAAAGACUUUAAAUAAUUGCAAAUAUGCUCUCUAAAAACCUCAUUCUUUGUAAAUGAGGUCAUUACGCAAUUCAGUAUGUUAUCAAAGAAAUAAUUUUUUUAGGUCCAGACUUCAUUGCCACCCAUUAUUAAAAAAAAAAUCCAUGCUAAGAAAAAGAUUACCGCAUGCUCGAAGUUUCCAACCGCAAGCAUAAUUAAAACUCAGCAGAUAAAACAAAAUACAUCACUUAUUACCAAACUAAAGUGUAU
Messenger RNA from Lycium ferocissimum, 2929 nucleotides. Its product is annotated as NAC domain-containing protein 7-like. The record is from RefSeq and is a predicted model, not a curated record. Gene Ontology annotation, molecular function: DNA binding. Gene Ontology annotation, biological process: regulation of DNA-templated transcription. Lineage: Eukaryota; Viridiplantae; Streptophyta; Magnoliopsida; Solanales; Solanaceae. The transcript is spliced from 3 exons. Bases 49 to 1068 code for a protein of 339 amino acids.